CGCACCCCGGAUCUCCGGCUUCCGGCAACUCGGCUGGGCACGUACCUACGCGGAGCAACUGAGGCCGGAACCUUCUCGGGACCGGCUGGACGCCAAGGCCCCCCGAGAUGAGAAAACUGAGGCCCCGAGAAGCCCACAGUCACACAGCGAGGAGAAGCAGAAUCGGGAAUCAAACCCAGACCUCUGCAAUUUUUCUUCUUACUAAUUGGGAGAAGACCCACUGGCUGAAUGGCAGCUGUAGAUGACUUGCAGUUUGAAGAUACAGGAGAUAAAAAGAUAAAGGAGAAGUUUUUUACUCUGCUGGAGUAGAUAAAAGUGUAAAAAGGUAAUUAUGAUGAAAUGUGAUCAGGUCAUUCCUUCACUGAAACAGUAAGUAUCUCAUGAGUGUGACUAUGAACCAGGCAGUUCUAGUUAUUAGGGCUAGAAGAGUGAGCAGGACAGUUCAGUUCCUUAUGUAGCUUUCAAUCUAGUGGGGGAGACAUUAUUUGGUAAAUGAUCACUUCAGUAUGUAUCCACAAACUAUGAAAGUGCUGGAGGAACAAUUCAUCACUCAUAACCUGGAGCCUGACCUAGACUAGGGAUCGACCAAUGCUUAUUUGUCUUGUAAACACUUACACAGCACUUAGUAUAUGUCAGGCACUGUUUUGCUUUACAAAUAUUAGCUCAUCUAAUCUUUAUGUUAACUUUAUGAAAUAGUUAUUUUAUUCUCCCUGUCUUACCAAUGAGGAAACUGAGGCACAGAAAAAUUAAGUAAUUUGCCUAAAGGUCACAUAGUUAGCAAGUGGUAAAGCAGGGUUUGAACCCAGGCAGCCUGGCUUUCAGCCAGUGCUAUCUGAGGAAGAGAUGAGAUGUUUAAAGAAAAGUCCGCCUCCAUCUUCAGCGUACAUCCAGCCUCUAACCACUUCUCAUCACCUCUGCCUCUCACCUUGCUCAAGGUCACCAUCCCCUCUUGUGUGGAUUAUAGCCCUUACCUUCCUCUGGUCUUCCUGUUUCCCCCCUUGCCCCCUGCAGUCUGUAUUUUGCAGCCAGUAGUCCUUUAAAACGAAAUCAGAUCAUGUCAUUCCUUCAGAACCUUCCAGUGGCUCCCAUGUCACUAGGUAUGAAAGCCAGAGCCUUUUCUGUGUUGGGAGGCCCUACAUGAUCCAGCCCUCCAUGCCCUCUGAUCUCUCCUGCUACUCUUGCCCUUUCUCCCUCUGCCCUUCCCACAUGGGCCUGUCACUAUCCCUCCUAGACACCAGGUACACUCACAGCUUAGGGCUUUUGUGUCGUCUUUCUGUUUGGGAAUUCUUUCUCCAGAUAGCCACGUGGCUUGAUCCCUCAGUCUUCAAAUCUCGGUUCAUUCGAGAGGCCCUCCUUGGUCAUCCUUUCUGAGUACGGUGUGAGAAAGUUCAACAGAGAGAACAGCAUAUGCAAAGCACCUGAGGCGGGAGGAGGAGCUGAGACGGACACAAAUAACUCAUGUGGAGCAGAACGUGUGGACAGUCAUCCUAUGAGAGAAUUUGGUGAUGCAGCCACUUCAGCAGCGAACCCAGGUACCACUACAAUACACAUCGAGGGCCCUGGUGAGAGCCCGACACACCAACCAGGACUCUCCAGAGGCUCCGGAGGAGAAGAGGAUGAUGAGUUGCUGGGAAACGAUGACUCUGACAAAACAGAGUUACUUGCUGGACAGAAGAAAAGCUCCCCCUUCUGGACAUUUGAAUACUAUCAAACAUUCUUUGAUGUAGACACUUACCAGGUCUUUGACAGAAUAAAAGGGUCUCUUUUGCCAAUACCAGGAAAAAAUUUUGUGAGGCUGUAUAUCCGCAGCAAUCCAGAUCUUUAUGGCCCCUUUUGGAUAUGUGCCACACUGGUCUUUGCCAUAGCAAUUAGUGGGAAUCUUUCCAACUUCUUAAUUCAUCUGGGAGAGAAGACAUACCAUUAUGUACCCGAAUUCCGAAAAGUGUCCAUAGCGGCCACCAUCAUCUAUGCCUAUGCCUGGCUGGUUCCUCUCGCACUCUGGGGUUUCCUCAUGUGGAGAAACAGCAAAGUUAUGAACAUCGUUUCCUAUUCGUUUUUGGAGAUUGUGUGCGUCUAUGGAUAUUCGCUCUUCAUUUAUAUCCCCACAGCAGUACUGUGGAUUAUCCCCCAGAAGGCUGUCCGUUGGAUUCUAGUCAUGAUUGCCCUGGGGAUCUCAGGCUCUGUCUUGGCAAUGACAUUUUGGCCAGCUGUUCGUGAGGAUAACCGGCGCAUCGCGUUGGCCACAAUUGGCACAAUUGUGUUGCUUCACACGCUGCUUUCUGUGGGCUGCUUGGCAUACUUUUUUGAUGCGCCAGAGAUGGACCACCUCCCAACAACUACAGUUGCUCCAAACCAAACAGUUGCAACAGCCAAGUAGCUAAAGAGGAAAUUCUCUUUUCUGUAUUUUGGAGUGGUUCUUUUGGACAUGGCAUCUACUGCAGGAAAGCAGAAUGACCAAGCCAGCAGGAAAACUGAUGGAAUGGCUCCACCCUCUGGCAGCUAAAGGUGCCGCCCUGAAGUCUAAUCACCUAAUUUAACAAAAAAUAAUUAAAUGUUGUUCAGUCCAUGUGUCUUUCAGCUCUUCUUUCUUACCUGUCAGUUAUUGUUGGAACUGUACACUGAUUUGGAACAAAAUACAAGGGAACGUGGUAGGUGUGCCUGCCAUUUGCCUCUUGUUGUCCUGUGAUGCCCUUAAUAUGUGGAAUGGAUCCAUCCUAACAUCUGAUGACUUUCUUCUGAAUUGUAUACAGAUGUUCCUCUGAGGUGAUACUCUUCUCUCCAAAUGCUUGCCAUCCUAAACUGGCAAAACUGUGUGAACUUUGGUUUGGAUUCAUUGAGAGCCUGAACAUUUGUCUGUGGUGACUUGACACUGGGCAACCGAACCUAAUUGUUGCAAAAUAAAUACCUCAUAGAAUGUC
Callorhinus ursinus (northern fur seal) is the source of this 2918-nucleotide messenger RNA. The record is from RefSeq and is a predicted model, not a curated record. Lineage: Eukaryota; Metazoa; Chordata; Mammalia; Carnivora; Otariidae.